AUGAAAUUUAACAAGAGGAAGAAAUCCUUCAAGAUAAAGAAGAAAAGCUAUGGAGGUAGGAAGGAAGAGGGGUACAACUCCGAGAUAGAGUCUGACGACAUACUGUCCUCGGAGGCAUCGGAAAGUGGGAAUCAGAGAAUAAAGGUGGGGAAGAAAAAAAAACGUCACUUCGCAUCAGUCGAGGGGGAGAUUACGGACGAAGACGCAACAGAUGGAAAUGCAAGUGAUCUUAAUGAAGACGGCACCACCAGUGGUGAAGAAAAUGGAAACACCUUUAAUAACCCGGAAGAGAGGAAAAUACACCUAGCGAAAAAGUACCUCAGAGAUAUGGGCAUACAGAGCAGCGAUGAUGAGAAUUCCCAAAGUGAUUCCCCUGAAAACAGUGAUGAUGAAGACAAGUCUGAUUCCACUUUUAGCGACAAUCGUCCUUCCCACGGAAAUGAUGAACAGAGAGAACAAGUAAGUAAACUGAUGAUGCAAAGGGAGAGACAAAAAAGUAGGAAAGCGCUCUUAAAUUUGGGGAAUAAAAUAAAAAUUGUGUAUGACGAUAAAUUGGCUUCUUCGAAGGGGAUUUCCAAGAAGGGGUCAAUUUGCAUGAACAGUUCAGGUGAAAAUGGUCAAAGUGGCCAUACAGGUAAAACUGACCUACCAGGAGAACAUGCCUUUUUCUUCCGUGGACACAAGAAGAGCGUCACUUGCGUUGCUUCCCCAGAUUUUAACCUUUCCUUCUUUGACUACUACGAGUACGAUAUGGCAACUUCCCAGUGUGAUGAGCGCGAUGCCUAUGCAGGGUACAACAGUGGGAAAUUUUACAGAGAUGACAAUCCCAGGAACAGUCCGCAAGUAGACGAACAUUCUGGAGACAAUGUAGAACAUGUCAUGCAGCCAAAGGUGUUUCCUAAUGUUUCUCUCAGCACCGCCUACACAGGGGGCAAGGAUGCCUGCAUCAUUGAGUGGGACUUAGCUAGAGGAGAGAAAGUUCACAUUUAUAAAGGAAACCCCAGCGCCUUCCAAGAUUUUGGAAAGAGCAAUGGAAUAAGUCAUUUCAAGAGCGUUAUGGAUUUGUAUUGUCACAAAUUUAAUUCCUUCUUUAUAUCCGUUGGGGCAGACAAUUUAAUAAACACAUGGGAUAAUAGAGUGAAAAGAACGUGCACGCAUUCUGUAGUUGGACACAAAAAUAUUAUUAGCGGAAUUGUGGGGAGCAAUGAAAACACGGAGGAAUUAAACAUGGAACACAACUUCUUCACAUCCUCGUAUGAUAAAUCAAUUAAAUUAUGGGACAUGCGAUUUUUGGACAAAUGUAUUAAUACUUAUAUGGGACAUACCAACAACAUUUUAAGCAUGACUUCCUUAACUCAGAAUAAAUUAAUUACCAGUUCUAGUGAUUAUACACUCCGUUUUUGGAACACGAAAAAUGACAACCAUAUUUUGUUUAACUUAAAUUACGAAAUUGUGGAGUCCUGCUGUUCCCUUAACAACAGGGUCUUCGUCGCGGGGACUUUCUCUGGCCACAUUUACAUUUUUUCAUCUUCUUAUAAAAAGCCCAUUUGCAUCUGCAAAAAUGCACACAGUUCAUACGCAGUGACUGCGCUUGUUAGCAUCCCGUUCACGGAUAUUUUUAUUUCCGGGUCGUACGAUGGUUACGUAAAUUUUUGGCAGUACAAAAGCGUUAACAAAACGUCGGCAACCAUGCGCAAGGUCCUGGCCGUUCCGGUGAAUGGCAUGGUGAGCCAGUUUUCCUUCUCGCCCAACUACGCGUAUCUGUUUGCUGCUGUCGGGGACGAGAUGAAGCAUGGCAAGUGGACACGCACGUGUAGCAAGAACGGGUUGGCCGUCAUUCCGCUGCGCUUUCUGCGAUGA
Molecule: messenger RNA, 1860 nt
Organism: Plasmodium knowlesi strain H
Lineage: Eukaryota; Apicomplexa; Aconoidasida; Haemosporida; Plasmodiidae
Exons: 1
Coding region: 1-1860 (619 amino acids)
Cellular component (GO): small-subunit processome
Molecular function (GO): snoRNA binding; protein binding
Source: RefSeq, a predicted model, not a curated record